Molecule: messenger RNA, 2587 nt
Organism: [Torrubiella] hemipterigena
Lineage: Eukaryota; Fungi; Ascomycota; Sordariomycetes; Hypocreales; Clavicipitaceae
Source: the annotation of a GenBank genome assembly
CUUCCCCAAUCCAAAAGGGCCCUAGAGGAAGUCCUAAGUGCCCUGUAAACGCUCCCUACAGCAUCUUUUUCUUCAGCGCCCAGCAGCACCCAACAGAGCCACCUUGCUAACUUGGGGGCUGCUCCCAACCGGCGAUUGUCCUUGUCGUCCGAACCCACGGCCGAGCUCUCUCCUCCACCACGUCACUCUCGAGCACAUCUCCUCCUGUUCGUUGCCUUUGCUUUAUCCUUUUUCCUUUCACCUAUCAGGCUUCUUCGUUUGGUGGCAAUCAUUCAACUUGGAUAUCCAAGACGCUGCACUUGGCCGGCUUGAUCAACGCACAAAUUCGGCCAAGGCCAAAGCGCGGUAGCGUCUCUCAUCAUUAUUAAUUUCCCACCAAAUCCAGGCCCAUUAUCACAACUCUCCAAGAUUACCCCUGCUCCGUUCCUCCCACCGAUUGGCCAGCCACACCACCGACAGCCUGGGACAUCAUCAAUAGUCUGCUUCCGCAGCGGGGCUGCUAUCGAAUCGUCGCUAGAGCUGCAGGUACGCCAACCACCUCUCACAAACAAUUCAACACGCCGGCUUCGGCUACUAGCAGGGGUGUUCUAGUCUCCCGCGUUCUCUCUUCCGCCCGUUUGCUCAAUGCUGCCUUCAAUCGCCAUUAGCGGCUGUUGUUGACGUGUUACAGUCGGCCCUCCGUGGCCGCCGCCAAAAAUGAAGCUAAUCAGGGCUUACAGGUAAACGAUAAAGACAGCACUCUACUACAAGACCUCUGGGUUUCAGUAUACAACUAGUCGUUUUGUUAACGUCUGACAAUCGACCUGCUCAUCAUCCCAACGGCUAAGCGGCCUUUCCUACACCAAAGCAGCUCGUACGACAAGCCACCUCGAAUUUGUCCCAAAAAGCUAUCCGGAACCACCGUCUCAUUGUAGUCUUACACUAGGCCAUUAAUGUGCUACGGCCACACCCAAUUUUUUAUUUUUAUUCUUUGGUCCCAAACUCCGAAGCUUCUACAGAGGUGUGUCCGAUACCGAACAGGUGCCGCUAUAACCAAGGCGUCUCAGGCGUACCCAAUACUAGUGUCUUAGACAUCGCUCUAGCUUGACAGUCGGCGAAACGCGGCAUCUAAAGAUAGAAACAUAAAAGAAGUUUAUCCACAUUCCAUCGGCAUGUCAGCCCAAAGACGCAAGACAAGGUUCGUCUGUGUUUCGGACACCCACAACUACACCUUCAAGCUGCCGAAGGGAGAUGUUCUUAUUCAUGCGGGAGAUCUUACCAACCAAGGGUCACCUUCCGAGGUCAGCUUUUGGCUAGCUGCAAAGCUACAAAAGCUUAGCUAACGGGUCAAAUAGCUGCAAAAAACUGUCAAGUGGCUAGAGGACGCAGAUUUCGAGGCAAAGAUUGUCGUUGGUGGUAUGUCGGACCUGAUCAGGUCAUACCUGAUGCUAACUUGGUAAAAGGAAACCAUGAUCUGACGCUUGAUGGCGACUUUUACAUCGGCCAUGACAGUCCUCAGGAUUACGAGACUAUCCAAAGACGGCGCUCGACGCAUACCAGCUGUCUUGAUCUGUUUAAAAACGCAAAGACUUUGACAUAUCUAUCUCAUGACGCCGCAGAAAUAAGGCUCAAGUCUUCAGAUGGUCCCCAUACCAUGUUUAAAAUAUUUGGGUCCCCUUAUAGCCCGCGAGAUGGGGCUUGGGCAUUCAAUUACGAAACACCCAGAGAACCACAGACGCCAUGUCGCGAUGCACAUGCCGCAAUCGACGACCAUGAUUUAACAUCACUAUGGGAUGGGAUCCCUAUAGACAGUCAUAUCGUUGUAGCCCACACGCCGCCUCGCAACCAUCGAGAUACGCCAUUGACACGGCUAGAUCGGCCUCGCGGCUGUGAGGCUCUGCGUCGCGCUCUGUGGAGAGUUCGACCACUUCUGGCAGUGUGUGGCCACAUUCACGACGGCCGCGGUGCCAACAUCGUGACUUGGGACUCUUCUAACAGUCGAUACAAGGAAUCAAAGACACGAGAGUGGGUAGACCCUGGUACUGGCAAUAAUAAACAAAGUCUUAUCGACCUUACUGGACGCACUGGAUCUCCGCUUGACAAUGACGGCUCUUUCACCAACGGCUGCCGUGUCUAUGCCCUUGAAGUGGAUGGCAAGCAAGGCCAUAUUGGAAAAACAAACGAAGGCUCAAGAAAUGAAACUUGCAUUGUCAAUGCAGCAAUAAUGAAGAGCAAAUAUCCGCAUAUUGGCGGUAAGCAGUACAACAAGCCCAUCAUUGUCGACGUCAUGCUACCUGUUUGGGACGAAAGAGACGAGUGCAGGUAGACGCCAAUAUUAGCUCACAUAAGAGGGAGAUAUGAUAUUUUACGUAUUUUACGAAUCAUUGAAUUAUGAAAACAGUUGCACGGGAUCCCUUAGCGUGACGACAUCAGGCUGGUAAACCCUCGCCUAGCCCGCAAGCCACUACCUACAAUUGUGACCUACGCCACAUGCUCGUUUCCUACUAGUACGAAAAAUUAAGUACCAUGGGGCUCCAAUCAACUCAGGCUUAUUAUCUAUUUGCUGUCUAUUUACAGAUGAAAUGGUAAAUGAAAGAUUGUAUUUCCG